AUGACUUCUUUUGAACCCAUUUAUUAUACCUAUGUACCCACUGCUGCGCGUUCCAGGAGGGCAACCACUCAGAAGCAUAGCUUUCCCGUCGAGGAGCAGCAUAUUGUGCCAGAUCGAAGAUUACUUGACGAUACUCAGAGAUCAAAUGAUGGUAAUGUUUCAGGCUCAGAACUUCAAGAGAAUAAUGAUACAGAAAACGUUGUCGAUAAUGACUACAAUAUCGAUCUCCCUACAUCAUAUAGCAUAUCACAAGUGAAUACAGGAGAGGAUUCAAGCUUGGAAAACAAAAUUUGGGAGGAUAGGAUAGCUUCGCCAAGAACAUAUGAUGACGAUUCUUCAUCAAUUGAGAUAGUCCUUGAUCCUCGUUUAUACCAGGAAACCUUGAUAGAAGGAUUACAAAAGGGUUAUGACACUCAAGAUACUCUAAUGCUAGAAGACAAUAAAUCAAAUUCAGAUGAGCAAGAGAAUUUCUCAACGGGUGGCUCCCAUUCUCCUUCUGUGGACUACUCAAUCGAGCCAUUGGAUCCUUUGACUAUUCGCGAUCAAGAUCAGAGCGAUUCCAGCUACAGUGACCCUGAAGAGCUUGAGCAUGGAUCUUCACCAUACUUCCUUCAACAGCACGGGAACAUAGCUAUAGAGUCGAUAAAGGAGGGGGAAAAUAAUGAGCAACAGGGAUGCAGAAAGCGGCGACAUCUAUCCGAAACUGAGAGUGACGACAAUACACGACCUGCAAAACAGCGAAGAACUCGGUCACUUCCUAUCGACAACGAGCAAACCUCAUCCCGACAUAAUGGUGCAGAAGGUCAUCCUUGGCCACGUCCUAUCAUCGGUCCAUCCUCCAUUGCUCCAUCUACUAUGAUCGACUCCUCCACAUUGAACUUUGGUGGGCAUUCACCAGCGACCAGCGAUGGCAAUCACUACUAUUCACCACCAUCCGCACAAAGUCCCUCUCUUGCAGAGCCAGCACCAACCGCCGAAUAUCAGGAAUGGCCCUUCCAAGGAUUUCUUAAGCGUACUAAGAUCAGAAAUGAUACAAUCUACAAUCUCGAGUUUCGGUUACAAGAUGUUCCAGAGCAUCUUCAUCUCCCUAUUCUUUCCGAAGCAUUUGGCAUUGUCGAGGUUGCGCAGACCCCGCCCCCUCAUAGCAUUCUACAUUCCAGAGUACAGCCAGCAAGAUUGCGGGCUAAGGGGAAGCGCGUUCGUUGGGAACCAAAAGAACACGAGACGAUACUCAGGAUGAAGGAGAGCGGAUGCUCCUGGGAGGAGAUCCAUUAUGCCCUUCCGCAUAGAACUCUAGCCGCAAUACAGGUGCAGUAUUCUACGAAACUCAAAAAAUAA
Messenger RNA from Sclerotinia sclerotiorum 1980 UF-70, 1338 nucleotides. RefSeq lists its product with no specific name. Lineage: Eukaryota; Fungi; Ascomycota; Leotiomycetes; Helotiales; Sclerotiniaceae. The transcript is spliced from 3 exons. The coding region runs from base 1 to 1338 and encodes 445 amino acids. The record is from RefSeq and is a predicted model, not a curated record.